GUAAACCAAACACCUUUCCAAAAGCAAUCGAUAAUGGCGAUGGCCACUCCUGCGCUCUCUUUCGCCUCUCCUAUUCUCAAGCAGAAUACCGCUGCUCCAAAGCCAAACACCGCCCUUUCUUCUCUCUUUUCUCCAGCCUUCGUCGCCGGACGCUCGGCCGCAGUCCCGCUGCCGUCUCUGUCUUUCCGAUCAACGCCGAGAGCGGCGGCAGCAGCGGCGGAGGCCGUGGCCGAGGCCACCACCGCCGUGACUCCGGGGAAGUCUCUUCCGUUCCGAGUCGGCCACGGCUUCGAUCUCCACCGGUUGGAGCCUGGAUACCCUCUCAUCAUCGGCGGCAUCGACAUUCCUCACGAUAGAGGCUGCGAAGCUCAUUCAGAUGGUGAUGUGCUGCUUCACUGUGUUGUCGAUGCUAUUCUGGGUGCUUUAGGGCUUCCAGACAUUGGCCAGAUCUUUCCCGAUUCUGAUCCCAAAUGGAAAGGUGCAGCCUCGUCAGUUUUCAUCAAAGAAGCUGUGAGACUGAUGAACGAGGCAGGUUAUGAGCUAGGCAACUUAGAUGCCACUCUGAUUCUUCAAAGGCCAAAGCUGAGCCCACACAAGGAGGCUAUCAGGGCCAAUUUAUCUAGGCUGCUUGGAGCAGACCCUUCUGUCGUAAACUUGAAAGCCAAAACUCACGAAAAGGUCGACAGCCUCGGGGAAAAUAGGAGCAUUGCAGCACAUACUGUUGUUCUUCUCAUGAGAAAAUAGAGACAGGGUCUUCUCCACACUAGUAAGUCUCGUGUAUUAAAAUUGGCACCUUGUCUUUCUGCAUACUAGGAUCCAAUAGCUUGCUUAUUCUUUAAGAGUUUUAACAGUCUACAGAAUGCCCCAAAUAUAAAAAAUGGGGAUUCCAUCAUACUUGUCUGUAUCCAUAAUUUGAAACCAGAAUUUAAAAUUUAGCCUUUUCCAAGUUCAAAUGCAGUUGUUUGUGCUCAUGCUUUUAUCA
Molecule: messenger RNA, 982 nt
Organism: Diospyros lotus (date-plum)
Lineage: Eukaryota; Viridiplantae; Streptophyta; Magnoliopsida; Ericales; Ebenaceae
Product: 2-C-methyl-D-erythritol 2,4-cyclodiphosphate synthase, chloroplastic
Exons: 3
Coding region: 34-744 (236 amino acids)
Biological process (GO): terpenoid biosynthetic process
Molecular function (GO): 2-C-methyl-D-erythritol 2,4-cyclodiphosphate synthase activity
Source: RefSeq, a predicted model, not a curated record